Messenger RNA from Diospyros lotus (date-plum), 1083 nucleotides. RefSeq names its product proteasome subunit alpha type-7. Lineage: Eukaryota; Viridiplantae; Streptophyta; Magnoliopsida; Ericales; Ebenaceae. The transcript has 3 exons. Gene Ontology annotation, biological process: ubiquitin-dependent protein catabolic process. The coding region runs from base 111 to 863 and encodes 250 amino acids. Gene Ontology annotation, cellular component: proteasome core complex; nucleus; proteasome core complex, alpha-subunit complex. The record is from RefSeq and is a predicted model, not a curated record.
CUGGCUUGCCCCCCAAGCCCAAGGUCGGCUUCGCCUCCAAGCAUAAGAAAGGAACGGAACAACACAGCCUCGGAUCAACGACGAAGUGAAGAAAGCGAAACUGUUACAGUAUGGCCAGGUACGAUCGAGCGAUCACGGUUUUCUCCCCGGACGGCCACCUCUUCCAAGUUGAAUACGCCCUCGAAGCUGUCCGGAAGGGCAACGCCGCCGUUGGCGUCAGGGGCACCGACACCAUCGUCCUCGGCGUCGAGAAGAAGUCCACCGCCAAACUCCAAGAUACCAGAUCAGUCAGGAAAAUUGUAAGCUUGGAUGAUCACAUAGCAUUGGCCUGUGCAGGACUCAAAGCAGAUGCCCGUGUCCUUGUAAACAGGGCACGUAUUGAGUGUCAAAGUCACAGGCUUACUGUUGAAGAUCCAGUUACUGUUGAGUAUAUUACUCGUUAUAUUGCUGGUCUUCAACAAAAGUACACACAAAGUGGUGGUGUAAGACCAUUUGGUCUUUCAACUUUAAUUGUGGGCUUUGACCCAUAUACUGGUGUUCCGUCACUAUACCAGACAGAUCCCUCAGGUACAUUUUCUGCAUGGAAAGCUAAUGCAACUGGAAGGAAUUCUAAUUCAAUUCGAGAAUUUCUGGAGAAAAACUAUAAGGAAACAUCUGGACAAGAAACUGUGAAGCUUGCAAUUCGUGCAUUGCUAGAAGUAGUUGAGAGUGGAGGAAAGAACAUUGAAGUUGCUGUAAUGACAAAGGACCAUGGCCUGCGUCAACUUGAUGAAGCUGAGAUCGAUGCCAUAGUUGCGGAGAUUGAAGCAGAGAAAGCAGCUGCUGAGGCUGCAAAGAAGGGGGGCCCUCCCAAGGAAACAUAGUUUAUCCCUCCCAUCGUCAUGAUUCCAUGAAUUGUUUAAGCAAAAUUCUGUUAUGUCAAAAGUCCUGUUCUGGUUUAAUCCGAUGGAUGUGGAUUAGAGUAAUAUCAGUCGGUGUUUGUGCUUUGAAAUUUGCACUUUUUAUCUUAAUUUUCUGCAAAUUGCUCUACAUUUUCUGUUGGAAAUUGGCAAGUUGAAUUGUUUAAGCUGGAGUUUGCAUUCA